This is a messenger RNA of Malassezia sympodialis ATCC 42132, 1449 nucleotides long. RefSeq lists its product as uncharacterized. Gene Ontology annotation, biological process: DNA-templated transcription. The record is from RefSeq and is a predicted model, not a curated record. NCBI's taxonomy places the organism in Eukaryota, Fungi, Basidiomycota, Malasseziomycetes, Malasseziales, Malasseziaceae. Gene Ontology annotation, molecular function: DNA binding. The transcript has 3 exons. The coding region runs from base 1 to 1449 and encodes 482 amino acids.
AUGGCGCCUCCCUCGAGCUCGGGCAAGCGUCGCGCAGCAGACGGGGCAGAGAUGCCUGCGUCUAAGAAAAAGUCUAGUGUUUCCCAGGAACAGGUGCAGAUGGUCGUGGAAGAGGGUGCAGGCAUUGGACCAGCCCUGGUGUCGCUAUCGGACUUUUGCCCGGAUAAGAGCACACGCUUUUCAAUGUUUGGUGCACCAAGCGACUCUGUCGAUGACAGUAAUGAUGAAGAUGCACUAGCGUCCAUGAACGACCGCCUCCUUCUCGCGGCCGAUACGGGUGUCAUGCAAUAUACCAGCAGCAACUGGGGCUGGGGCGCCUCGGCCCAGGCGCCGCCUGAGCUGCGUCGUGAGACGCGCGGAUAUUCAGGAGAUUAUCUGCUGGGAGUGUAUGACCCUGCCACAAAGAGCGUGACCCUGCGCAAAGUCCCUAUGUUCACGCUGAACCGCUCUGUGAAGGCCUUGACGAACCUCAGCUCGAUGGCGACCGAUCGCGGGCGUGAUGAAGGCUUUGACUACACCAAGGCACGUCGCGACCUAGGCGAGGCUUUCGGUAACAAGAAGCAGAAGCAGGCGGCUCGCAACAUGGACCGCAUGAAGGUCAACACGGAACAUAUGGACAAUAUCCUGGAGCAUGUGGCCCUGGGCAUCGAUGAAUCGUCUGCAUCACUGCCCUCAGAGGUAGAGCUUAACGCGGCGUUGAACGCCAGUCGCGCGCUCCCCAAGGCCAACCUGGAGGCAAGCGAGCCCGCUGAGGUGUACCCGGUGGAUUCGCUGGUGCCCCCUACGCUGCUGAAGGCGCUACAGACGCGCUUCCUGCUCAAGUGUACUUCAUCGUCGGAGCUCGGCAAGGCCAUGCGAGUUUUGUCGCUGCCGUCGCCGUGGCUCCUGCCUCUUCUAUGGCAACAUGUGCAGACGGCGCAAAAUGACGCUGGAUCCACGUCCAAAGCCAUGGAACUAGUCCGCCUGGGCUAUGUGGUGGCCAUCCUAUUGACGUUCCGCAAACACACUCGGCUGCUAAACAAGGGCGAUGAUGGAGCGACGCUUCUGUCGCAGAAGAUGCGCCUGCCUGAAAAUGAAAAGGACAUGGUUAUGGAAUACCUUUUGUCACAGUUUGCCGAACAAUCGCGCGGAUCGCAAAGGUACGUCCCCGGCGCUGACAACAGCUCCACCGUCACUUCCACGGGCGAGACCCGCUUGUUGGCCACUAUCGUGGUGCUUGCUUUGCACCUGGAUAACUUUAGCGUGGCACCCCAGCGCAUUGCUCAGGAGCUGAGUGUGACAACACAGAGAGUGAAUGAGAUUUGCAAGUCGCUCGGCUGCUCCAGCUCGCAGUCGACCCAGCAUGGGGUCGGUGAAGAGGGAGUUGUGACUCAUCAGGAACGCCGCUGGCGCUUGCGCCUCCCACUUUCGUUCCCGAAUCAACGGAAGCGCGCACCGGCUCGUCGUUAG